AAAAUUCUCCUAUGUUAGUGGGAUGCCUUGGUUCCUGCUUGGAAGGGGGGAUCGGUGAGGAAGAAGCACCCCGCAGGACACGGUUCCCGCUUGGAAGGGGGGGUGGGGGACGGACAGAGCACACCGCAGGGCAGGUUUCACGCUUGGAAGGGGGGAUCGGUGAGGAAGAAGCACCCCGCAGGACACGGUUCCCGCUUGGAAGGGGGGGGUGGGGGACGGACAGAGCACACCGCAGGGCAGGUUUCCCGCUUGGAAGGGGGGGUGGGGGACGGACAGAGCACACCGCAGGGCAGGUUUCCCGCUUGGAAGGGGGGGUGGGGGACGGACAGAGCACACCGCAGGGCAGGUUUCCCGCUUGGAAGGGGGGGUGGGGGACGGACAGAGCACACCGCAGGGCAGGUUUCCCGCUUGGAAGGGGGGGUGGGGGACGGACAGAGCACACCGCAGGGCAGGUUUCCCGCUUGGAAGGGGGGAUCGGUGAGGAAGAAGCACCCCGCAGGACACGGAUCCCGCUUGGAAGGGGGGGUGGGGGACGGACAGAGCACACCGCAGGGCAGGUUUCCCGCUUGGAAGGGGGGAUCGGUGAGGAAGAAGCACCCCGCAGGACACGGUUCCCGCUUGGAAGGGGGGGUGGGGGACGGACAGAGCACACCGCAGGGCAGGUUUCCCGCUUGGACGGGGGGAUCGGUGAGGAAGAAGCACCCCGCAGGACACGGUUCCCGCUUGGAAGGGGGGGGGGGGGACGGACAGAGCACACCGCAGGGCAGGUUUCCCGCUUGGAAGGGGGGAUCGGUGAGGAAGAAGCACCCCGCAGGACACGGUUCCCGCUUGGAAGGGGGGGUGGGGGACGGACAGAGCACACCGCAGGGCAGGUUUCCCGCUUGGAAGGGGGGAUCGGUGAGGAAGAAGCACCCCGCAGGACACGGUUCCCGCUUGGAAGGGGGGGUGGGGGACGGACAGAGCACACCGCAGGGCAGGUUUCCCGCUUGGAAGGGGGGAUCGGUGAGGAAGAAGCACCCCGCAGGACACGGUUCCCGCUUGGAAGGGGGGGUGGGGGACGGACAGAGCACACCGCAGGGCAGGUUUCCCGCUUGGAAGGGGGGGUGGGGGACGGACAGAGCACACCGCAGGGCAGGUUUCCCGCUUGGAAGGGGGGAUCGGUGAGGAAGAAGCACCCCGCAGGACACGGUUCCCGCUUGGAAGGGGGGGUGGGGGACGGACAGAGCACACCGCAGGACACGGUUCCCGCUUGGAAGGGGGGGUGGGGGACGGACAGAGCACACCGCAGGGCAGGUUUCCCGCUUGGAAGGGGGGGUGGGGGACGGACAGAGCACACCGCAGGGCAGGUUUCCCGCUUGGAAGGGGGGAUCGGUGAGGAAGAAGCACCCCGCAGGACACGGUUCCCGCUUGGAAGGGGGGGUGGGGGACGGACAGAGCACACCGCAGGGCAGGUUUCCCGCUUGGAAGGGGGGGUGGGGGACGGACAGAGCACACCGCAGGGCAGGUUUCCCGCUUGGAAGGGGGGAUCGGUGAGGAAGAAGCACCCCGCAGGACACGGUUCCCGCUUGGAAGGGGGGGUGGGGGACGGACAGAGCACACCGCAGGGCAGGUUUCCCGCUUGGAAGGGGGGGUGGGGGACGGACAGAGCACACCGCAGGGCAGGUUUGACGCUUGGAAGGGGGGAUCGGUGAGGAAGAAGCACCCCGCAGGACACGGUUCCCGCUUGGAAGGGGGGGUGGGGGACGGACAGAGCACACCGCAGGGCAGGU
Gopherus flavomarginatus (Mexican gopher tortoise) is the source of this 1769-nucleotide messenger RNA. RefSeq names its product spidroin-1-like. The transcript has 5 exons. Lineage: Eukaryota; Metazoa; Chordata; Testudines; Testudinidae. Bases 12 to 1691 code for a protein of 559 amino acids. The record is from RefSeq and is a predicted model, not a curated record.